CUCAAGUAUGUCUGUGGAGCGAUCGGAGUCAAAGAAUCCUAUAUGUUUUCAUCUUUUUAAUUGUGACAAAACGUAUAAUCUAGAUGUCGUUAGUAACUUACUGAGCGCUGUCAAUGAGAAAUCCACUGGCCUUGACAUAGACUCGAAACAGAAGUACUUUCGUCUCCCCGAAAUGUCCAACCUGUGCGAUACUAUAAGGUCCGGGCCGGCCAUGGAUUUUGCCAUCUUUGCCGUCAAUGCGAACGAAUCACGGCUGUCCAUUAAUGAACAGAACGCCGGAAUAGGUUACGGAAAGUUUUUCAAGGCUCUAUUAAAGGCAACAGGUGAACGAGUGAUUGUGGUUAUUGGUGGAGACGAUAAUUAUAGAGAUGCUGCUGCAGAAGACACAUCUCUCCUUUCACGCUGGGCGCGAAGAAAGGUUUCAUCCCAGUUCAACGAAGAAUUCAUGGAUGGAAGCAAGGGCUUCAUUUUUUCUUGGAACAAAGCUCACAGAGUGAUUCACGAAGAGGCUCUGAAACAUUUCCUCGAUCCUAGCAAGAAGGAUCACAAAUUUGUCUUACAGAAAAAAGAUGAAUCAGUAACGUAUUUCAAGUCCUCUGAUCGGAAAGAGAGGGUAACGAGUGGAACUGUAACAGUUGUCUCUGAGAAAGCUGAAUCUCAUGAUCAAAUGAGCAGGAAUACCACUGCAUCAAACAAUACACAAGGGAACUUCUUGGAAAUGGAAAAUGAGAAACCCCCUGAGGGAUUUCCACUCGACGCUAGGCCCAGGCCCAAGCAGGACUCUUUACUUCAGUCUUGUGCAUCUACUGACGCUGAUACGCGUGACUUUGACGAGAAACCUACAGAUAUGAGCAAUAUAGAGUCAGAAAAAAGGAUGGGAGCAGCUUGUCGGGAAUCCUUUGAUUCCAUGAACACAAAACCAUUAUCACCAAUGAAAAAGGUACUGAUCCUUGGUUGGAACCAGUCUGAUAUACGUUUGGUGAAAGAAUUGUUUGCUGAUGAUGUUCUUAGCAAGGUUUUUAUCUUCAGCGGGUCUCCUGAUGAUCUCGGGAGCGAUUCAUCAAUCUUCACUGGCCCUCUAAAAUCCUGUUUCAUUGUGGUAGAAGCCAGAAUCCUAAAGGAUGAACUUCAAUUCAAAUCACAAACAAAAUCAUAUAAAUGCAUGUUGGAAUCGGCGAAAAGAAAUGUAGGCGGAAAAAUUGUCGUAAUUAUCAGCGACCGUAACAGUAACAUGUCACCGAAUGAGGAAAACUUAAUUACAUCAAGAAUCAAGGAACUUCUUGACGACAAGGGCGUUAUUUUUUGGUGGAAGGGGAACAACCCGCAAAAGCAAACUCCAAAACGCUCGUGGUCACUUAGACGGAAAAGAGCUCAAAAAGAUAAUGAUGGUGCAGCAGCCACAGUAUCGGAAACUAAGGAACGUCAUCUGUGCCCCGAUGACUUUACCCUCCUUUUUAAGGCCCGCCUACGCUAUGGUGAGAUUUCUCUUCAAGAUGAAAAUGAGAAGUUCGAUGAAGAUAUGCUUCCCUCAGAGAUCAAGGAAAACUUGAGGACAAAAUGGCAAUCGACUGCCGAUGCAGAAUUGCUAGUUUUUCGGGAAAAAAUAACUGGUGACUAUCGAACUAUUGUUAAUCCCACUGCAAUUUCCCCAGUAAGUAAGGUGUACGAGAUGUUCUUCACAACUUGAAUAAAUCUCUUUCGUCGGCUAUAAAAAAUAAACCUGAAAAUACAACUGAUCAUGCGAUAUGAGUGUAUUUGGAUAAUGUGUAAAAGAGUAGCAUCCAUUGCUGUCAGUCACUAAGUCUUUUGGUUGGAUGUUAUCAUUGGUACAUCUUAAUUAGUUCAGUUUUGCUACCAGAAAUAUGACUGUUGUUGAGAUUGUAAAUUGCAUAAUGUCGAGCAAUAUCUACAUUUUCUCUUUAAUUCUUCAGGAAUUUCCACCCAGUUUAUUUAAAAAUUCUUAACUGGCGGUCAUCUUUGAUUACAGCAGUACAGAGCCAUUUUUUUGAAGGUCAAAAUGAAGCGUAAAAGUUUAUCUAGGGUACAACAUAAAAGAAAAAGUUAUGUAAUUAAAACAAGA
Pocillopora verrucosa is the source of this 2080-nucleotide messenger RNA. RefSeq lists its product as uncharacterized. NCBI's taxonomy places the organism in Eukaryota, Metazoa, Cnidaria, Anthozoa, Scleractinia, Pocilloporidae. The record is from RefSeq and is a predicted model, not a curated record.